GGUGGAUAGAUUGACCAGAGAAGGGUUUUUGUCUUUUUUUUCCCCUUUUCUUAUCCCACCUACGAAAGAACAAAGUGUCUACAGUUUACGCUACCUAUCGGUCACAUUUACAAACUUGCAGACAGGAAAAACUCGCUCUCCGGCGUGGGAUAAUAACCUUUCCUCUUUAUAACGCAGCGCAGAAGAAGAAAGAAGGAGAAAAUAAACAUAAAGAACAUGGGGUGGUGAAGAAGGUGUCGAAACGAUGAUUCUCCGGGAGGACCCGUGAAGCUUAUUUAUUUAUUUAUUUCCCUUCAUAUCCCUUUCAUUUUUAUUUUUUUUCUUUAUUUUGCUCUCCUCUUGUCACUUGAGGGGUGUUUUUUUUUUAAAGAAAAGGCACCGUGGGAAAGCCACGGGACAAACACGGGGCCGAAGGAUGGACCAACCCAGCAUCCUGAGAAAGUUUAUCCAAGGGGUGAACGCCAUGCGAGAGGGGGACGAGAGGGGUGAGGACAACUUCGGGAGCGACUUUAUGAGGCUACGACGGUUAUCGACCAAAUACAGGACGGAGAAGAUCUACCCCACCAACAUAGGAGAGAGGGAAGAGAACGUCAAGAAAAACAGAUACAAAGAUAUACUGCCAUUUGAUCACAGUAGGGUGAAGCUGGCAUUAAAAACAAGCAAUCAGGACACAGAUUACAUCAAUGCCAAUUUCAUCAAGGGUGUAGAUGGUCCCGAGGCCUACAUCGCCACCCAGGGCCCCCUGCCCAACACUGUCAUCGACUUCUGGAGGAUGAACUGGGAGUACAACGUAGCUGUUAUUGUGAUGGCUUGUCGAGAGUUUGAGAUGGGCAGGAAAAAGUGUGAACGGUAUUUCCCAAUGCUAGGGGAGGAGCCUAUGUCUUUCGGCCCUUUCAGAAUAUCCUGCGAAUCAGAGCAGGCCAGAACAGACUACUUUAUCAGAACGCUGAUGGUGGAGCAUGAGAAUGAGUCGAGGAGGGUGACUCAGUUCCAUUACAUGAACUGGCCGGACCACGAUGUCCCCUCUUCGUUUGACUCCAUACUGGAUAUGAUAGCACUAAUGAGAGAAUACCAGGAGAAAGAUGACGUUCCUAUAUGUGUACACUGCAGUGCAGGCUGUGGGAGGACUGGUGCUAUCUGUGCCAUAGACUACACAUGGAACCUGCUCAAAGUCGGGAAGAUUCCAGACGAUUUCAACGUAUUCCGUUUGAUUCAGGAAAUGAGGACGCAGCGGCACUCUGCCGUGCAGACCAAGGAGCAGUAUGAGUUAGUCCAUAGAGCAAUUGCUCAACUCUUUGAGAAACAGCUUCUACUCCUGGAGAGUCCGACCAACACAAAGAUACAUGAUGGCAUGGAUGAGAGUAGUAUAGACAAGGCAGGCCACCAAUCAAGUGAUGAGAAAUGGGACACGCCGCCCCCAAAGCCUCCCCGCGUUCGCAGUUCCCAGGCAGAGGGUGAUGUUAAGGAGGAGAUCCUACAGCCCCCUGAGCCUCACCCAGUGCCCCCCAUCCUCACCCCGUCUCCCCCUUCGGCUUUCCCCACAGUCACAAACGUACGGCAAGACAAUGACCGCUACCACCCCAAGCCUGUCAUACACGUCCUGGCCUCCGGACAGCACAGCCUAACACAGAAUCAAGUGGACAAACAACUGAGUCCGCAACAGAACCAAUCAGAACCGAGCUCAAAACAGCAAAUCAGUCCCUCGGAGCAGAAAGGCCAGAAUCCACCCAGCCAAAAAGAGCUUACCCAAACCCAGGUUGCAAAUACAGAUCUCAACGAGAACUAUAACAGCAAAUUGUCUUUGACAUCAGAACCUGGUCCAACCCAAUCGCCCUCCUCCUCCCCCCUCUCCCCGGCUCUGGAAGCUUCUGGCGUUCCACGGAUUGAGAGGAAGCUGAGCAUUGAGAUUAAGAAGGUUCCGUUGCAGGAGGGACCUCGCAGCUUUGAUACCUCCUCCUCCACGGGAGUGGGAUGUGGGCUCAGCACUGGUUCAGCCAAUAGUGCGGGUGUGCUGCAACGAUGCCAUGCCUUCAAGGCCCGCUCUGGCCAAUCCCUGCUGACUUCCAGCUCCUCACUGUCGGAGGAUUCUGGCACGGAGGGAGGAGGAGGGGUGGGUAGUGGGGGGAGUCAAGCGGACGCUGGCCUCCCUUCCAGACCCAACCAUCUCCCCUUGAAAGGCGGAGAGAGGGGGGAGGCUCAGGCAGGGGACAAAGGAGAGGCGAAGGCAGGCCAUGCUGCAUGGGCACAGCCCAGCAGCAGCCCAGAAAAACAUCUCCCCAAGACCUCGUCAUCUUCCUCCUCCUCAGACCGUGUCGCUCCCUCCUCCUCCUCCUGCUCAUCUCACCUCUCCUCCACAUCCUCCUCCUCCUCCUCCUCCACUCCUGUUAGGACUGCCCUGAGUUUCACCAACCCCCUGCACUCCGACAACUCUGACGAAGAGGGCGACAGAGAGAUGUCUGGAGGGAGGGGGAGUUAUCAGCAUUCUAGUGUAUCCACGGCAACCGCCACGGUAACCGCGGUACCCCACCACAGGGACCAGCAGCAGCAGCAGCAGCAGCAGCAGCCCAGGAAGGUGUUGCCCAUGUCCAUCGCCGGGACAACCUCUCCGUCGCCCACAGCGACCACAGCAAACUGCUGGGACAGCGACGACUCCCCUCCCCCCCUCCCUGAGAGAACCCCCGAGUCCUUCAUACUGGCCACAGACCCGUUGGAAGUGAAGACCUCAGCCUCAGCUGAAUGGACCAGCCCACAUGGAGACAUGUCAGAGUGCAGUAAAAGGCCAUCGCCUUCCACUGAUCCUUUGUCUGCUGACGUCACAGCAACAGACAGCAAAGCAGACCUUGGAUUCGGUAACCGCUGCAUUCAGCCUAAAGGCCCCCAAGAUCCCCCUGUGGAGUGGACAUGAUGUAGUGGUCCAUCCAUCCACCUACUGGUCCCCUCUCACAUUACCACCAGGAGAUGGACUUCUCUAAUCCCACCUGGUCGAUCCAACGCCAAGGCUACAGAUGCUACAUAAAUAGCACAUUUUUACAUAGAAACACCCUAUGUAAAUCUGUGUCAACACCUGAUCCAAUUUAAGUUACCUAUCUCCUCCACGUCCUCCAGUCCUCCUUCCGGACCCUCCAUCAAAGUGCCGCUGUGCAGAGGAGACGAACACUGAUUGGACAAAUGAUUUGCCUGGCCUGGUCCCACCUCUACCUUUUCAGAUUCCUGAUGUUAGGGUUUUUCUAGACACUGACCUCAGAUCAAUUUGACAAUUUCCCCACUAAUGUGUAAACGAGGCCUUCGGACAGGGGACCGUACACGAGCCCAUCCUGAGUUAUUUUAAACAGUCGCAGAAGGUUAACCAUGGUAAACCCGGGCCAGCCUCACUCAUUCUGAUGGAGAACACUGUACAUCCUGUGAAACGGCACAAUCUCAUUUGUCUUCUGUUAACGAGUGCACGCGACACUUGAAGUGAAAGUCUUCAGGUAAUGAGAUUUUUGAAAUAUUUCUGAUUAAACUGAAACCAACUGAAAAAUUUACCCUUUCAAAAGGUGUGAUUUAGCAGUCUUUUUGUGAUAUGAAACUACACUGAGCACCUACAGUACACGGUUAAACCCCGGCUAGGGGUUUUAAGGGAAGGGGAACAUGAGAACAUGUUUGUAGGUUUAUCAAGUGGGCUUCUCUCUCCCCCCGUAUAUGUAUUUGUUGAAUUAAUCCUGCAACACAUCCGGGAAGCGCAGAGGUGAUGUCUAGUUUCUCUGAACAAUCUGCUUCCACACGCUGGACUUCAUUUGAUGGUUUCAUCAGUGAAACUUACUUUUACCUGUUUCCGUAUGUGUAGAGACUCCAAAAAUAAAAACAAAAAAAACACGACAAAACAGGACGGCAAUGACUAGGAACCCAGGACUACUGUUAUCUCCUGAUUUAUCAUUCUCUGCUAACUUUUAUUUCUCCGAUAGCUACCGUAACUAUAUAUGCAUUGUUUUAUAAAAAUAAAGAAAUGUACAGGGCAACUUAGGUAUAUAAUAUUUCAGUUUGUUUUUUUUUGCUAUCUUUUAAAUAUUCUUAUUAACAGAAGAUGUAAGAAAGUCAAUGCAUGAUGAUUCCUGCCCCCUCACGAUAUUUUAACCCUCAAAACUGUAAAUUAUUCUGCUGCCCUUUGGUUUUGCUUUUGGCAAAUAUUUCAGGGUUGUCUUUUUUUUUAAUGUUUGAAUUAUAUGCUUAGAAGAUUUAAUAAAGUAUAUGUUUUUAUUCAGUUGGUGAAAGAAAAGCGUCGACUGCCAACUGGUCCCCCUUCAAGAUGGCUACAAUGGGCUCCGAAUAAGAUUGUAGUGAUGAUGAUGAUGAUGAUGAUGAUAAUAAUAAUGAUAAUAAUAAUAAUGGUCUUUUUUGUAAAUGGUAUUUCAAAAGUUAUUUUUGUAUACGCAGUUGUUGGUUGUCACAAGUCCACGGAGCCCUCGCCCUCCACUUCACUCUUUCAGCCUCCCUUCAUCUCUCUCUCUCUCUCUCUCUCUCUCUCUCUCUCUCUCUCUCUCUCUCUCUCUCUCUCUCUCUCUCUCUCAUCAGUAUUGCUUUCACCUUGUACUUCUUUCACACAAGGUCUUAUUUCAUUCUGCUUACUCUUUGUGCACGGUUAUAACCGUUUUUUGAAUUAGUUCACAAGAUGUGUAAGAGGAUUUAAAAAACAAAACAAAAAAAAACCUGAGAGUGACACGGAAAGUAAUUCGAUAUUUACAUCUUAGGCCUUCCUUUCUUCAUCUCGCUCAUUCUUUCCUCCUUUUGUUUGCUCUUGUUCAGCCUCCUCUCUCCCUCUGCUGCUGUCCGUUUCUCCUCUACACAGCAACUCUUGAAAAUGCUGAUAUUUUCCCCACACAUCCUGACGCUUCUCUGCACAACACACCUCACUAGCAACGCAUUACCAAUGCAUCUCCAACAAUGUCUCGAGGUGACACAAUAUGCCGUCAAGUAGACGGGCGGAUAUGUUGACGUGCCCCUUUUUUGUUUUACCUUUUCACUUUAUUUCUCCCUCCGCUUCGAUUCCCCGUCCGCCUCCUCUUGACACUUUCUGUACACCAGCUUUUUCCCUCUCUUCAUCCAUAGCUUCACUUUGGCCUCCCCACCCCGUCUCCAAAGCAGUAGCCUUGUUCUCAGAAAGAGCCCACCUGUGCCUUUAAGAGAGAGCCCGCCCCUCCCCCGCCCCGCCCCCCUCCUGUUGUAUUUAGCAGAGUGAGUGAUGUGAUUCGCUGCUGCUUGCCCAUCACCUCCUGCGUGACACUUGGCCACGCCUCCUCCUUCAUGCCCCCCCCUCACACACACACACACCCACACCCAUUGUGUUUGUAUGUUGCAGAAAUCAAUCAGUAAAAAAUGAAUAUUACGUAAUGCUGUGCCUCUCGUUGGGUAUUUCAUUUUAAAUAGCUUUGUGUGUGUGUGUGUGUGUGUUUUUUUUUUAAGUGUGCACAAUCCAUAAACUUGGCAGAGGGGAAAGAAAGAAAAUGUGUUUUUCUAUUGACGUGCCCAUGCAAAGGAAAGAUCAGUCAACGAUUCAUUUCUCUUAGUGUUGAGUUGGUAACGGAAGCGUGUCGAGAGGUGCGCCGGAGAGCCGAGACUCGGCCUGACGUGUCAGACCCGGGCAGGUGUGCUGCCCUACAAAGCUCAAGAGGAGGUAGCGCUUUAAUGACAUGAAUAAAAUGGGAAUUGUGACAUUAAUCUGCUGUUUGAGCUUGUGUAACAGUGCAGUUUUUAUGUGUAUAGUAUUUGGUGAUAGGAAUUUUCAAAACCUCUGUCAUAACCUAUGACCUUUACAAACAAUAAAACAGUUGCUGGUUG
Lampris incognitus (smalleye Pacific opah) is the source of this 5814-nucleotide messenger RNA. Its product is annotated as tyrosine-protein phosphatase non-receptor type 12-like. Lineage: Eukaryota; Metazoa; Chordata; Actinopteri; Lampriformes; Lampridae. The transcript has 19 exons. Gene Ontology annotation, biological process: peptidyl-tyrosine dephosphorylation. Bases 416 to 2905 code for a protein of 829 amino acids. Gene Ontology annotation, molecular function: non-membrane spanning protein tyrosine phosphatase activity. Gene Ontology annotation, cellular component: nucleus; cytoplasm. The record is from RefSeq and is a predicted model, not a curated record.